Aspergillus versicolor CBS 583.65 is the source of this 1974-nucleotide messenger RNA. RefSeq lists its product as uncharacterized. Gene Ontology annotation, molecular function: DNA-binding transcription activator activity, RNA polymerase II-specific; zinc ion binding; RNA polymerase II cis-regulatory region sequence-specific DNA binding. Gene Ontology annotation, cellular component: nucleus. Gene Ontology annotation, biological process: DNA-templated transcription; regulation of transcription by RNA polymerase II. NCBI's taxonomy places the organism in Eukaryota, Fungi, Ascomycota, Eurotiomycetes, Eurotiales, Aspergillaceae. The transcript has 2 exons. The annotation marks the transcript as partial. The record is from RefSeq and is a predicted model, not a curated record.
CCACGAAAACGCAGACGUCCCGCAAAAGCAUGCGAGCAGUGCCGCCAGCGCAAAGUCCGCUGCGACCUGAACGUGCCAUGCGCGCCCUGCACGCGCGCCAAAUCCGCGCUGAAUUGCUCCUAUCGCGACGGGACAGUUGCUUCAGAUUCCCGAAUAGCAGGCCAAGUCCGAUUUGAUACCCAGCGAGAACCAGCAUCUAAAGCGUCUGGGUCUCGGCCUCGGGGAAUUUCUUCGGGUGGGAACUCGAGCUUGUUGACUCUGACUCCGACCUCCUCCUCGACUGAGAAUGGUGCUAUCGCCGCUACUGAUGACUUGACUCAUGCCAUUCGAGACAUCCAGGACCGACUGGGGUCACUGGAACAGCAUGUUUUGGGUUCGGGGUCAGAGGAGACGGCAACGCGACGGCCCAGCCUAGAACGCCAGUUGCGUGCUCUGGCAGCCAGGCCGGGAUUGAAGGACCUGAAAAAGGACGUGGUCGAUACCGUCAAGGAAGGUCGCGAGCUACGACGGUCGAUCAAGGCCCAACGGUCUGUUCGCUUGAAUGACCCUGUGUCGGGCCUGCGGAAUACGGUUCCUUCAAGGGAGAAAUGUGACGAACUUGUGCGAUGCUAUUUGCGCACGUUCGAGGGAGUCUACCGCGUUAUCCAUGUGUCGACAUUCUGGUCUGAAUACGAGGAGUUCUGGGCGCGGUCUGGGGCUGAUUCAGACACAUCUUCCUUUCUUGUGAAGCUCGUACUUAUCCUCGCCAUCGGGACGGUGUUUUAUCCCAGUGAUGGCAACGCUGAGUACACCCAGCAGGUCCAGAAAUGGAUAUAUGCCGCGCAGUGGUGGCUGGGUGGGCCAUCUGAGAAAUUCACAGUCAACCUCGACGGCCUCCAGACAAUGUGCCUGCUCCUGAUUGCGCGCAAGGCGUGCGGUCUAGGCUCGUCGCCGUGGCUCUCCACGGGCACUCUCAUGCGCGCGGCCAUGGCAAUGGGGUUACACCGCAGCCCGACAAACUUUCCAUCCUUGUCUAAGCUGCAGGCCGAGCUGCGACUACGGCUCUGGGCGACUGUGGUGGAAUUGGUGCUCCAGGAUGCACUGGAGUCAGGCACGCCUGCUCUUAUUCCGGCACAUUUCGACACCGUUGUUCCGUCGAAUGUCGACGAUAACGAUCUAGGUCCGGAUACUGCUUCUGUAUCCGCUUCUGCUAUCAGCGAUCAAGUCACGGACACGUCAGUUCAAAUUCUGGUACAAGAGUCCGUGCAAUUGCGUAUGCAAAUCCUCAACGUGAUACACGACGGCAAGGGCCAGUCCUACCAACAGGCCCUUGACCUAGGCGGGAAAAUGAGAGCCGUCUGCCGGAGUGCUACAGCAUUCCUGCACUCUGUCAAUACCCGACGCCGACGCGGUUCCUCCCUGGAACUGGGCGAGUUUCAUGCAAAGUUCAUCGUUUGUCAGUUACACUGGUAUAUCUUGGCCCUGUAUAUGCCGUUCUUGGUGCAAACAAGGAAGGACCGGCAGUAUUAUUAUGCGCGAAAAGCCUGUCUGGAGUCUGCGAGUGUGAUAGUAUCGUAUGCUGAUACUUCACAGUCGCCUGUUGGUGAUUUCUUACGCCUCUGCCUCAGCGGGAAGGGCACGUUCAAAGGGCCGCUCGGUUUGGAUGUCAUUUCGGCGCUAUGUUUAGAAAUCGUUACCCAGCUGGAAGAAGAUCUCCUCCCAGGACUUCCAGGCCCAGAGGGAAACUCAUUCGACGGGCUCGCGGAUGCGAGUCGCGACCAUCUGAUUGACAUUCUCGAGCAGAUCAAGAACCAUCUCUUCCAAACAAUUGCGAGCGGAACCCCAAGCAUGAAACGGUUUGGCCUUCUGUCGGCUGUCCUAGGGCAGAUCCACGCGAUGAAAACAGGACAGGAUGUGAAGAGGGCGGUUUACGACGCGGCAACGCAAAGCUUCAAAAAGUGUCUUUCGGCGCUGCAGAUGAGCACUGCUCGGUUG